Messenger RNA from Suillus plorans, 1508 nucleotides. RefSeq lists its product as uncharacterized. The record is from RefSeq and is a predicted model, not a curated record. The transcript is spliced from 17 exons. NCBI's taxonomy places the organism in Eukaryota, Fungi, Basidiomycota, Agaricomycetes, Boletales, Suillaceae. The coding region runs from base 372 to 1235 and encodes 287 amino acids.
GGCAGGCACUUUGAGAAAAUAUUGCAAGAUACAAUCAUAGAUGUAUUUGAAUCCGAGGAUGAAGAUGUCCGUGGAGUCUGACGCAUGAUGGUUCCUUACUGAGCCCCAGUCACUGGGCCAUAUAAGGAGUCAUAAAAGCUAUGCAUAGCACUGUCCGCAGCGCCAAUGAAGCUUUGAAGUAGCAACCAGGGUCACGAACAUAUGCAGUCACCAAUCACAAGGCGCUCCGGUUUCCGUUUUUGUCCUAUUUUGAAUUUUGCGUGUUAUAUCGAUUCAACAGCGCCCGUUCAAGAUGAUCACAGAUGUUCAGAAUUGGUUCUGGACCUUUCUGACUCGCAGGCGAGUCUAGGCAUAACAUUUUGAUCUUUGAGAUGUCUUAUGUUUCAGAGGUUGCGGAUUUGCAGAUAUCCAAGUACACCAAUAUUGGUAGUCUUGCAAUUCUCGUAUUUGAUUACUGCAUCACGUUUCAGGAUGAGGUACACUGGACCUGGUCCAGGCCAUGGGGUUUAAUUCGUGUCGUCUUCACCAUUUCUCGAUAUCUCCCUUUCGUUGGCUCUGGAUUGACUGCAUAUGCUGCACUGCGUGUCAGUGGUCCAUGCCCCCCUAGUUUGGCGGAAAAUGUUAUUCAUAUUUUAAGUAUCGUUGCUGCGGAAGGCCUGCUAGUUAUUCGGACCUGGGCAUUCUGGCAAAAGAGCAAAAAAAUGCUGAUUGGAUUAUUGAUUUAUAGCACCGCCACAGUAAUUGGCGCCGUUGCUAUGAAUGUCCUUCCUAAUCACCAGUUGAUUUCAACAGAUGUAUCUAUGAUACCCGGGCCAUGCGGCUUUGAGUCGUCAAGAAACUCUGCACUGGUAUAUGCUAUAUUGGCACUUUUCGAAUGUGUGAUACUGGCCCUUACUGCGUAUAAGUGGUUCCACGAUUACCGAGACUCAGAAAUUCAGAGCUCGAUCGUAACCACCGUCUACGGCGGUAGCAUGCUUUAUAUGUUGUGUAUCAUCGCCAUCACAGUGACCAAUGUGGUUGUCGACGCAGCAUUUCCGGUUGGCUUCACAAAUCUGUUUGAUACGCUACAACUUGUCAUCCAUAGCGUCCUAGCCUCGCGGAUUCUAUUCCACCUUCGGAGCAGCGACAGUCGUGCCCAUGAGACAGAUAUACCAUUGAUGGUUUCGGCUCCCCGCUACGGACGACCUUCGCAAAUGCAGACGAACGAGAUCAAAGAUGAAACUAAUGAAUUUUGAGGCGACUCGGAGCUUAGCAGUUUGUGCUUGGAAUUGGACACGAUUGUGUUGAGUAGCCCUCUUUGAUUGCAGGAGCCAGCCCAUGAACAGGCUCUAAACAUUAUUCAUGUACAGCUUGGUAAGCUUCAAGUUCAUUCACCUCAGCUUGCUUGGCCGUCGCAGGCCGCUAGCUCUGCUUCAACGUUUCCGAUCGUCAUCAAGUCAUUUACGUCAUAGUUUUGCGAUCUUGUUUCGAUCACUCACUUGCUCCAAAUGUGCGUCCAAGCGUGCGCA